CGGCCCCAAUCUCCAGGCGGGAGAGAUCUGAGGUGGACUUCGACAACUCAGAAAUGAUCAGUUCGUAGGGAGCCCUCGGCUGAAGUGCUAACGUUUACCUGUCAAGUGAAGUGCUAAGUUUCACGUGUUUUUACGUCGUUGUUUUUGGAUCGUUGACCUUGUGCUCUGUUUUCUUCUGAUUAUUCUUGGUCCCCGGGUUGAUGUUCGACAACUCGUAAGAAGACUCAUCGUUACCCGCGGCUGUGCCUACCUUUCGUGAUCGGUUACCCCUGAUAUGGUAGUUGUUCUAAGGGAAGCGGGAGUUCCUGCUGUUCUUAGUGGGACACCUCCUCAUUGCAAAACUGGAAUCCCUCGACAUACUGAUUGGGACAUAAAUGACUCUACUAUCCCAAGGGUGGUGGAGUACAAUGGGUGGGAGGAGUGGGCGGACGGUCACUGUCGGCUGGUGUACCGGGCCAACUGCGAAGAAGCGCGGCGGCAUGCGUCCGGCUGGGCCAUGCGCAACACCAACAACCACAACGCGCAGAUUCUCAAGAAGUCCUGCCUGGGCGUUCUCGUUUGCUCCCGACGUUGCGUUCUCCCCAACGGAGACUCCGUUCACCUAAGGCCUGCCAUCUGCGACAAGGCCCGCAAAAAACAACAAGGGAAGCCUUGCCCGAAUCGACAAUGCACUGGUCGAUUAGAAAUUUUAGCGUGUAGAGGUCAUUGCGGAUAUCCAGUGACACAUUUUUGGAGGCAUACUGACCAUGCAAUAUUUUUUCAGGCAAAAGGUGUCCAUGAUCAUUUGAGACCUGAAGCCAAAUCUACCUCAGAAGCUAGGCGGACCUUGGGAGCCGGCAGAAGAGUUAGAAAUCUAGCCGUUCUCCUAGCUCGUGAUGCUGCACUUAGCUCAAAAUUAUUAUCAGUCAAGGAUAGAGACCGUAAUAGAUGUGAGAUAGAACGUUUGCGCAUUCCUCAGCCUCCCCCGGUUUCGGACAGUGAAAAAGUGUACUCCUGCUCUUGUCCUCCUUUCGAAUGCGUGUGUCAAAGCCGAUUCCAGUCUUUCAACUGGCACCAGUCAAACCAGGAAACCUACUGGAUGUCAGAAAACGUUCAACCGGUUCCAAAUCAAAUCAUCGAGAGUGACACCAAUAACUACUUGCCUGAGAGCAACGCCACCAACCUCAACACCAGCAGCAACAAUAGCAAUAACAACAACAACAACAACAACACCAACAACAACAACAACAACAACAACAACAACAACAACAACAACAACACUGUUCCCUACGAUUUCCCGCCUUUCGGUAACGAUUUAUUCCCGGCAGACGAGCUGUUCCAACUGGAGCAGCCAAUGCGAGCGAGCUACAGAGGAGCACCAGAGGAAGACAAAUGUUCGCCGACGGUGCUGGACCUCGGUAGCGGAACCAUCCAUCGGACGACGUUCAAGUCGGAACCGGACGCCGAGCCGUACUGGCUCACCGCGGCCACCCCUUCCGUCCACACCGACGACAGCAACUGCAGCCAGAUGAAGCAGUUCUCGCCGAAUCACAGCUAUAUGACCAACUUGGCCGAUACCGACGUGGACGACUCGAGCGAGAUGAGCACGCACCACCUCUCGCCGGGCGCGCAGCCGCCGAAAAGCGGGACGAAUUUCCAUCUGCUCAACGCCGAGGAGAUCCCUUUCCAGUACGUGAGCUGCGAUUCGUACAGGAUGGACCAAUGCGUGAAUCAGUACAGGUCUUGCGAUGCUCCCGAAGAGUUCAAUUUUGCUUGUACGAUGGAUGCUUCUGUCCAAUAUCCCAGUGAGCAACUGACGAGUCUGGAUUCGACGAUGAUGACGACGUAUCCUGCGCGUACGGGUUACGGUCAGCCGACGCAUGAUCUCAUGGUACAAACCCCUCACUCCUGUGAUGAGUUCAUUUCGCUGGCCGAUUUCAGGCUUCCUCAGCCGUCGACGGUACUCCAUCAUGAGACUUACUUGCCAUCCAACGCUCACUCUUGUCAGACGCCUGGUUAUUGUCAUCAGUGAGCCAUGUAAAAAUGUAAAUUUUUCAUUUGUCAAUAUUUGUUGAUACCUUGUGAAUUCUGUAAAUUUCAAUAGUAAAAACCUAAAGUAAUUAACAUA
Molecule: messenger RNA, 2107 nt
Organism: Bemisia tabaci
Lineage: Eukaryota; Metazoa; Arthropoda; Insecta; Hemiptera; Aleyrodidae
Biological process (GO): regulation of transcription by RNA polymerase II; gliogenesis
Cellular component (GO): nucleus
Molecular function (GO): RNA polymerase II cis-regulatory region sequence-specific DNA binding; DNA-binding transcription activator activity, RNA polymerase II-specific
Source: RefSeq, a predicted model, not a curated record